UCUGUCUGUUCUUUCCAUCAUCCGGCUUUGUCAAGUUCGCACCUAUAAUUUCUUGUGUGAAGUUAUUUUGCCAAAAUGGUCACCGCCAAGAAGCAGAAAAAAGCUUUAGAGAGCAUAAACGCUCGCCUUGCCCUGGUUAUGAAAUCCGGCAAAUACCAUCUCGGAUAUAAGCAAACACUGAAAACUCUUCGUCAAGGCAAAGCUAAACUGAUCAUCAUUGCCAACAACACCCCACAUCUCAGGAAAUCCGAGAUCGAGUAUUACGCCAUGUUGGCGAAAACCGGCGUGCACCACUAUAACGGAAACAAUAUCGAACUGGGAACGGCCUGCGGCAAGUAUUUCCGCGUGUGCACCCUGUCGAUUACCGAUGCCGGAGAUUCGGACAUCAUUCGUACCCUGCCGGAAGCCCAGGCCGCUGGACAGUGAGCUGGCCGGUGCACUUGUUGGUACCUGGAUGAGAGUUAGGUUGUAAAAAUGCAUUGAAAUCUAAUAAAAGAAAUUAUCUCAAUUA
This is a messenger RNA of Malaya genurostris, 511 nucleotides long. RefSeq names its product large ribosomal subunit protein eL30 (gene RpL30). Gene Ontology annotation, molecular function: structural constituent of ribosome; RNA binding. The record is from RefSeq and is a predicted model, not a curated record. Gene Ontology annotation, cellular component: cytosolic large ribosomal subunit. The coding region runs from base 76 to 426 and encodes 116 amino acids. The transcript has 4 exons. NCBI's taxonomy places the organism in Eukaryota, Metazoa, Arthropoda, Insecta, Diptera, Culicidae.